CAUAUUGCUACUCGCCUCUCUCUUCCGCCAUUAUUUCAGUGUUCCCUCUUCUUCAACUCUCUGUUUGAAAUCACCCACAUUUACGAAUCUCGAUCCCCUUACGAAAUAGACACAAACUAAAGAUCAUGGCCACUCACGUUGUCACUACCACUAUUUCUCCUCUCUCUGCCAACCAGAUCUCUGUUUACGGCCAUCCGUCUCCUGUCAACUCGGCUUCCGCCACCCCUGCCAACAAUUCUCCAACUUCUCCCCGUCUACAGCAUCUUCCUUUGCAAAGUCGCCAGCUGCGGCCUCUCAAGGGUCCCUUGUACGUCCCCGCUGCACUGCGUCCUACCGAACGCCCUCAGAAGUCCUCUCCCCCAACCCCUCCGCGCAGUGCGCACGGUUCUCUGGACAGUUUGAACGACGAAGAGCCUAGUACGCUCGUCAGCCGUCGUUCGACCAUGGAGAGCAACUUUAACAACACCAUCAGCAAGCUCGCUGAGAAUGAGUGGAUGAAAACGGAGCACCUUGGUCAAGUUACUGGUCUUCCCACUAGAGAACACUGGAAGGCGGAUGCUGCUUCUCCUAACUGUGACUCACCCACCUGCCGCUCAUCUUUUGGCCUCUUCCUACGUCGUCACCAUUGCCGCCACUGCGGACAUGUGUUCUGCUCCUCUCACACUCCCCAUAUGGUGCCUCUUGAUCAAGAUGCUCGCUUCCACCCUGAAGGAGUUCCUUCUCGCGCCUGCGAUCUCUGCUGGAGCGCUUACCAACGCUGGGAAGAGGCUCGCACUGAGCGUUUGAACAAGAUCCAGACCCUCUUGACUCAGCAGGAGACGACUAGCAAUAGCAACCAAGACACCGAGUCUGCCACCAACGCUACAGCGAGCUCCGACACUCCGCAGCAAGACGAUCUUUCGAACCAAGCCACUAAUGCUCCUCAGGGCCAGGCUACUGAAAUCGCUGCCAGCGUUCCCCGCGGAUGGAACUGGAGCACCUUCUAAUCGGAUCACUGAUCUACGCUCUACGACAGUCCUACAUUUUCUGCAUAUGCAUGUCAUCUCCAGAUUCACUCUCUGAAUCUGUCCUCAUGAUCUUUCAGCGAGGUCUUUCUGACCAUCAUUUCGGUCAAUUUCGGUCAUCUGCGCGGAGUACUGGUUUUCAUUCCGGGUUCUUGCCUUUCGUACCCUUUCUUUUCUCUUCGCAUAUUUUUUUCAUGCGACUCAUAGAAAGGGCUCAUUGUCUUUAUU
Messenger RNA from Aspergillus novofumigatus IBT 16806, 1232 nucleotides. Its product is annotated as putative FYVE domain protein. Gene Ontology annotation, molecular function: phosphatidylinositol-3-phosphate binding; metal ion binding; ubiquitin binding. The transcript is spliced from 2 exons. Gene Ontology annotation, cellular component: ESCRT-0 complex. Gene Ontology annotation, biological process: protein transport to vacuole involved in ubiquitin-dependent protein catabolic process via the multivesicular body sorting pathway; protein targeting to vacuole. NCBI's taxonomy places the organism in Eukaryota, Fungi, Ascomycota, Eurotiomycetes, Eurotiales, Aspergillaceae. Bases 126 to 986 code for a protein of 286 amino acids. The record is from RefSeq and is a predicted model, not a curated record.